AUGAUUAUUUCAACUCCUUUGAGGUCCAAAAUCCUUAGCCGCGCCCGUUCAUCUACCUUGCCCUCGAAAUCACACCCUCUAAUCCCUCUAUUCGACGUGCAUUUCAACGCGUUAAAAUCCAAUCUCGAUUCAGUCUCCUCGACUUCUCUACCGUUGAUCGCCACACAAUUACAAAACCUCGACAAGUUAUACGAUUGUGUGGACGAUUUACUCCUUUUGCCCCACACGAGCCUACUUUUCGCCCGAGUCGAUAAACGGGCCGGCAAAAUCUUGGACGGUUAUCUCAACCUCGUCGACAUUUGUGCCACGACGAAAGAUUUACUCUCACUUUCGAAAGAAUGCAUUUCAAGCCUCACUUUCGCGCUUAGGCGAAAACGAGACUCGGCCAAUAAUCUUUUCGAGUUCGUGAUCACCUCAAGAAACUCAAUCAAGAAGAAGAUACGAACUUUGCUGAAAAAAUUCGGCACUUUCAAGAAUAAGUCCUCUGUUUCGGCACAGGGCAAAGAUCUUCAGGAAACCAUUGCCAUCAUUAGCAUGCUAGAAAAAACCGAGCUUAUAACGCUCGAAUUGUUCGAAUCUUUGUUGUCAAGCGUGGCCGGUGUAAAGAGACAUUAUUCGAGACCGAGCGAUUGGUUGCUUGUUUCGAAGCUCGUAAAAUCAAGGAAAAAACCGGACGAACAAUAUUUCAAAAGUAUGAAUCUUGAAUUUAGAGAUUUCGAUGAUGCAUUGCGUAAAGUGGUCGGUUAUCGGGUGUCGAAAUGCGAAAGCUCGGAAAUCGAGGGGUUGCAGAUGAAGUUGAGAGAGAUGGGUUUAAUUGUUCAUGUUAUUGAGGAGAGAUUUGAGAGUUUGUUUAAGCGUUUGAUUAAAUUUAGAGUUUCACUGCUCAAUAUUCAUAGUCAGCACAGUAGUUGA
This is a messenger RNA of Striga hermonthica, 912 nucleotides long. Lineage: Eukaryota; Viridiplantae; Streptophyta; Magnoliopsida; Lamiales; Orobanchaceae. The record is from the annotation of a GenBank genome assembly.